AUGGAUGAGGCUGAGCAGGACCAGUAUGAAGCUCGCCUCAAGGAGCUCUUCGACAGUUUUGACAGCACAGGCACAGGGUCCCUGGGGCAGGAGGAGCUCACCGACCUCUGCCACAUGCUGCACCUUGAGGAGGUGGCACCAGCACUGCAGCAGACCCUCCUGCAAGGCAACCUCCUAGGCAGGGUCCACUUUGAUCAAUUUAAAGAAGCACUUAUCCUCAUCUUAUCCAGAACCCUCUCAAAUGAAGAGCACUUCCAAGAACCAGAUUCUUCCCCAGAAGCACAACCCAAGUACAUCAAAGGCGGCAAACGCUACGGCCGCCGGUCCCUGCCGGAGUUCCAGGAGUCGGUGGAGGACUUUGCCGAGGUGACCGUCAUCGAGCCGCUGGGCGAGGAGGCAUGUCCCACGCACAUUGCUUCCACUGACUGCCAGGAGCACUGGAAGACACGAGACAGCGAGGAGUAUGAGGCUGAGGGGCAGCUGCGCUUCUGGAACCCAGAUGACCUGAAUGCCUCCCCUGGAACAUCACUGCCCACCCCAGACUGGAUAGAAGAGAAACUGCAGGAGGUCUGUGAGCACCUUGGCAUCACCAGGGAUGGUCACCUGAACCGCAAAAAGCUUGUGUCCAUUUGUGAGCAGUAUGGGCUCCAAACGGCAGCUGGGGAGGUGAUUGAAGAGGUGCUCCAUAACCUGGAGCAAGAUGGCACCAUGAGCGUGGAGGACUUCUUCUAUGGCUUGUUUAAAAAUGGCAAGUCAUUGACACCAUCGGCAUCUACUCCGUACCGACAGCUGAAACGGCACCUCUCCAUGCAGUCGUUUGAUGAAAGUGGGAGACGAACCACCACCCCCUCGGCCAUGCCCAACACCGUCGGCUUCUGCCUCUUCUCCAGCUUGGAUGAUGGGAUGGGCUACAGCUGCGUGGAGGGUGUCCUUGACUGUUGGCACCAGGAGGGCAUAGAGAACAGCCAAGAGAUCCUGAAGGCUUUGGAUUUCAGCUUGGAUGGGAAGGUGAACUUGACGGAGCUGACGCUGGCACUAGAAAAUGAGCUCUUAAUAACCAAGAAUGGAGUCCACCAGGCAGCCCUGGCAAGCUUCAAAACGGAGAUAAAACACUUGCUAGAGAGGGUUGACCAAGUGGCCAGAGAGAAAGAGAAGCUGCGGUCAGACUUGGAAAAAGCUGAGAAGCUGAAGUCCCUGAUGGCUUCUGAAGUGGACGACCACCAUGCUGCAAUUGAGCGCCGGAAUGAGUACAACCUCAGGAAGCUGGAUGAGGAGUACAAGGAACGGAUUGCAGCUCUGAAGAAUGAGCUCCGGAGAGAGCGGGAGCAAAUCCUGCAGCAGGCUAACAAACAGCGGCUGGAGCUGGAGCAGGAAAUAGAAAAGCUGAAAACUGAUGAGAACUACAUGAGGGACCGCCUGGCCCUUUCCCUGAAGGAAAACAGCCGCCUGGAAAACGAGCUACUGGAAACAGGGGAGAAACUGGCUGAGUAUGAAAGUUUGGCAAGCAAACUCCAGAGGAACUUGGAGAAUGUCCUGGCUGAGAAGUUUGGUGACCUGGAUCCCAGCAGUGCAGAGUUUUUCCUGCAGGAGGAGAGGCUGGCCCAGAUGAGAAGCGAGUACGAGCAGCAGUGCAGAGAGCUGCAAGACCAGAUAGAUGAGCUGCACGCAGAACUGGAGGAGUACCGUGCCCAAGGCAAAGUGCUGAGGCCUUCUCUGAAAAAUUCACUGUCAGAAGAGUUUGACAUUGAUAUGAAAAGCCAUGGCCACAGUGGUAUUGAGCCUGACCAAGGGCUUGGUUCAGAAGACUGCAACCCAUUAAACAUGAGCAUCGAGGCAGAAAUGGCUAUUGAACAAAUGAAGGAGCAACAUGACAGAGAUCUACACCACCUCAAACAGGAGCUUGAAGACACGGUGGGCCAUUAUGAAAAGCAACUAGAUGAGACAAAAACCCACUGUGAAAAGGAACAGGAGGACAUGAGGAAGAAGUACACUGAGGAGAUCCAUGUCAUGGAAAAGCAAAUAAGUGGCCUUAAAAAUCAAAUUGCAGAGCUGCAAGCAGAGGCAGCAGUGCUCAAAGAACAGCAAGAACAAUUUGACUGUAAAUACAAUGAUGAGAAAAACAAAUUAAAAAUGCGUUUUGAUGAGGAAAAAGCCAAUCUGCAAGAAUUAUUGAGGCAGGAGCAUGAAGAAGAUGUUAGAGCCAGGCUAGAGCAGGUAAAUGAGAAAUUUAGUCAAGAACGGGAAAAACUGAUCCAAAAUGGUGUUUGGGUGGAAGAAAAAAUGAGAGUUUUAGUGCAGACACUGCAGGAAGAGAAGGGAGAGCUGGAGCGUGGCUUUCACGAGCAGCUGAAAAGGAUGGCAGAGGUGCAUGCCCUGGAGAAGGAAGAGCUUCAGCAAGAGCUGCUGAGGAAGCACAAACAGGACCUGGAGGAGGAAAGGAAAAAAAUGGAAAGUGACUAUAACAGAAGAACAUCUCAUGUAGAAACUCAGUUUUCUGUCGAGACACAAACACUUGUGAAUAAAUAUGAAGAAACGAUCCAAAACCUGGAAGGACGUCACCAGCAAGAGCUGCGUGAACUUGCUGAACAGCAGAGAGAAGAGAAAUCUCAGUGGGAGUUUGAAAAGGAUGAAAUUGCUCAGGAGGUUGCUGAAGCCCAUGAGCAGCUGAAGGAAAGGCUGGCAAAUGAAAAGGCUGUUUCUUCUGCCUUGACCCAGGAGAAAGAUCUCCUGGAGAAGAACUUCAAGGAAGAAGUGAACAAGCUUGUGUGUGAGAGAGAGCAACUUCAGAAGGAGCUGCAAGACCUGAGGAACGCUGCUGAGAAGCAAGAGAAACAACUGAAUGAUAAAAUAACACAACUCCAAAAUGACCAUGAGAAAGAGCUAAAGAACAAAGAAGAGCAUCUGUCUGUGGUGGAGGAAAAUGGGAAGCUGGCUAGGCAAAAACUGGAGAGGCUUGAUAGUGAAUAUAAGCAAGAGAAAGAAGACCUCAAUUCGAAACUUCUUGCUUUGAAGAGCUUAAACAAAGACAUUUGUGUAAGGGCAGAAACAGAAAAGGCAAAGAUGAGUUUGGAGAUCUCAAAUCUUCAGGGGAAAAUUCAGAAACUGCAGUGGGAGACCCAUAGUUUUUCCAUGCUACAAAAUCAUUAUAGGGUCCUGGAAAGCGAGUAUGCCAAAGCAAAAAGCAAAAUUGCUUCUUUCUCCAGUGUGGUCCCUCUGGGAGAUGACGCAGAUGUCCUCCUAAAUCUGCAGAAAGUGCACGAGCAAGCUGUGAAGGAAAAUGUCAGGAUGGCUGCUGAGAUCAUCAGGCUGCAGCACAGGUUGGCAGCUGUGGAGCGGGAGCCCAUGCGACCUCACAGUCCUGGCUGCUCUGACUCCAGCUCAGAACCAUCUCAGCUGCCAGAUGAAACAGAUCCCAUUUUUGAAGGGUUGCCCAGUGACUGCAAGGAUGCUGACAAGCAAACAGAGUCCAAUGUCCUUCCGCCUUUGGAGGCUGAAGCUACAGACCUGGAAGACGUGUCUGAGAUUGAGUCAGAUUUGGAGAAACCAUGUGUUAAAGCCAGAGCAGGUGGAAGUCCUGAGAAAACCUUUGAGAGAGUUCCCAGAGCAAAAAUGCUACAUGAGGAUGAUGUUAAACAGCAGAAGGUUCAUCUGCUAAAUCACGGAAUAGCUUCUAAAAAUAAGGAGCUUAUUCCUGAUGCUUCAAAGCUGCAGGUUGAGCUUGAGGAAGCUGAAGAACUGAGUGAAGCUUCUCUCCAGCUUGAUCAUGCUCCUGGAUCAGCAAAUGGUGACCUGAAAAAUGUAAUAGCUCAGCUUUGGGAGAGGGUGGAAGAAUUAGAAGACAGAUCAAUAGCACAGGCUAAACUUCUGUCACUACAAGAGGAACUUCAGGUGGAAAAUGAGGAUCUGAAAUCUGAAAUUAUCAAGUUAGUUGAAAAAAAUAAAGUGCUGGAAGACAACCUAUAUAAGCUGAGAAGCCUUCAUUGCAAACUAGGAAGUAUUAAACUCAGAGAGGAAAACGCACAGCUCCUCCAAAAAGCUGAAGAAUUGGAAGAUGUGCAAGAACAAGAUGCUGAAGGAAACGUAGAUGCAUACAGUGAUGAGAUAAGACCAAGAUGCCAGCUUGGGAAGCUUGAAGAACAUGCCACCACGUUUACAGAUCAGCAAGAAAAGCAUGCCCAUAGUGACAACACCAUGAAAGAAAUGAGGGAGCUGCAAGAACCCAAUAGAAAGCUGAAGGAGAAAGCUGCUGCUCUGGUUAACUCAAACGAGGUGCACUUCCAUGGAGAGAGGGAGGAGAGGAACACAGUGACCCACAGCUUGCAAAGCACGUGCACUGAGCUGCAGCAAAAAGUUGACCUCCUGAGAUGUGAAGCUGAGAAGCUCAGAGAAGAAAAUGCCCUUCUGAAAAAUGAAGUGACUUUACUAAAUGAGGAAGGCAGUGCUUCCAGCCUGAAGCUGAGGGAGCUAAAUGGAUCCCGAGAGGAAAUGAGGCAAAAGAUAGAGGCUGUGAGAAAGGAGAAGGUGGCUGUACAGAAGAUGGUCGACAACCUGAAAAAGCAGGUAGCAGAUCUGAAGACCAGGAACCAGCAGCUGGACUCUGAAAAUACAGAACUUAGCCAGAGGAACUCCAAAAAUCAAGCAGAUGUGCAGGAUCUUAAUCAACAGCUGGCAAGGGUGCUCAAGCAAAAGGAAAGGGAAGCUGGAAAGUGUAGCUUGGAAGAAUGUGAAAAGGAGAGGCUGGUGCUGAAAGAGGAACUGGAAAACUCCAAAGUCAAGUCCUCAAAUCUGGUGUCUUCCUUGGAGAUGGAGCUGUCAAAAAUGAAGGUUCAAGCUCAUAUACUGGAACAGGAGAACCACAUCCUCAAGCAGGAACUGGAGAACACAAAACAGCUGCCCAGAUGUCCUGACCUCUCUGACCUUCAAAAUGAAGUUUCGAGUUUAAUUACUAAAAAUGAAAACCUGCAGAAAGAAAAAGAAGCCCUGAGUGAGGAAUUAAACAGAUGUAUUGAUAAGGUAGCUAAAAUAAGCUGCUUAGAGAAUGCAAUUGGCAGCUUGAAGCAGGAGCAGAAGGGCUGGGAACAGCAGAGUCAGACACUGAAAACACAGCUCACCAUUUCACAGGAGAAGGUUCAGAGUCUAGAUGAAACUCUGCAAAAUACCAACCUCCAAGUGUCCAGACUGAAAUCAGACUUACAGGUGACACAACAGGAGAAGGAAGCUCUUAAACAAGAAGUGAUGUCUUUACACAAGCAACUGCAGAAUGCCAAUGAAAAGAAUCGGGUUCUAGAACAGGCUGUGCCUUCCUCAGGGCUGCAGGACCAACAGAGGCAACUCCACUGGGAAGAACUGGUCCAGCUGACAAAACAAGAGCAGCAGCUGCUCAGACAAGAGAAUGAGAGGCUGCAGAAAGAAGUCCAGAGCACCAAAACAGAGCUGGUUCACUCCAGAGAGAAGAUCCGACAGCUGGAAUCUACAAUCCUUGCCCUAAAGCACCAAAAGCAUCAAAGCCAGUCAGGUAUCGUCAAAGCCAUAGAGCAAGAGAAGUUAAGCCUGAAGAGAGAAUGUGAACAGCUUCAGAAGGAGCUGUCAUCUGCAAACAGGAAGAUCAGUCAGAUGAAUUCUCUGGAACGUGAACUGGAAACCAGCUCAGAAAAUGAAGGGCUAAGGAAAAAGCAAGUCAAACUGGAUGAUCAGUUAAUGGAGAUGCUCCACUCCAGCACCAGUGUGAUGCUUAGCCAACCUCCGCACUCCCGGGAGCUCCAGCAGCAAGGCUGUGCUAUGGUGCCCAAGGAACAGUUCCUGCAGCUCCAACACCAGCUACUACAAGCAGAGAGGAGGAGUCAACGUCUUCAGGAAGAACUUGAAAGUCGACCUUCUGAAACAAACAUGCAACAGGGAGGUCAUGAGCAGCUUCUAAAAAUGAUGGAAGAGCGUAUGAUGGAUGUCGAACAGAAACUAAGGCUUGUGAAGAGGCUUCUCCAAGAUAAAGUGAAUCAGCUCAAGGAACAACUUUCCAAGAACACUAAAGCAGAUGCAAUGGUCAAGGAUCUCUAUGUUGAGAAUGCACAACUGCUGAAGGCUCUGGAGAUGACAGAACAGCGGCAGAAAACUGCUGAAAGGAAGAACUAUUUGCUAGAAGAAAAAAUUGCCAACCUCAAUAGGAUAGUGAAGAACUUGGCAUCCCCGACGUUGAAGUCAGCCUCUGAGAUAAGGUCAUAG
This is a messenger RNA of Indicator indicator, 6219 nucleotides long. RefSeq names its product ninein (gene NIN). The record is from RefSeq and is a predicted model, not a curated record. Gene Ontology annotation, cellular component: centriole; ciliary transition fiber; pericentriolar material. Bases 1 to 6219 code for a protein of 2072 amino acids. Gene Ontology annotation, molecular function: calcium ion binding. Gene Ontology annotation, biological process: centrosome-templated microtubule nucleation; microtubule anchoring at centrosome; centrosome localization. NCBI's taxonomy places the organism in Eukaryota, Metazoa, Chordata, Aves, Piciformes, Indicatoridae. The transcript has 29 exons.